This is a messenger RNA of Rhizoctonia solani, 4656 nucleotides long. RefSeq names its product Retrotransposable element Tf2 protein. Lineage: Eukaryota; Fungi; Basidiomycota; Agaricomycetes; Cantharellales; Ceratobasidiaceae. The transcript has 3 exons. Bases 1 to 4656 code for a protein of 1551 amino acids. Gene Ontology annotation, biological process: DNA integration. The record is from RefSeq and is a predicted model, not a curated record. Gene Ontology annotation, molecular function: nucleic acid binding; zinc ion binding.
AUGGCAACCCGCUCCAGGACGUCCUCUCGAGCCCAAUCCCCCUUUGAUCAGGGAUACUUGGAAUCCCGACUUCCGCCAACCUCCACUCUCGAACUUGGCGAAGUAUCCCUCAAGCGCGUCACGCGCCUCCUCCUUGGCCUCCUUGGCCACGUCGAAUGUCUCGAAAGAGACAUUUCCGAGAUCAAGGAAGCAGGGAUUGAAACAAGGACCAACGUCAAAAAUAUUUCCCAAACCGUUGAUGUUGUCAAGGAUGGGCUUCGAAGCCUCCAGCUCCAAGGCCCUCGUACCCCUGAAGGCCCCCAGCCAAAGGUCGUGGAAGAAACGCCACGUCCCGUACCCAAAACCGAACCUACUGGAACGGUUAGUGGGUCCUCCUUUUGGCCAGAACAGCCACGAAGCCUCCCCACCUUCGCACAACCAACCCCAAAGAGAGCAGCACCCCCGCAAGUCCCAUCUCCCCCUCCAUCUCCGCGUCUCCGAUCCCCCAUCAGAGCACCUGCCCCUCCUUUCCCGGCUCCAGCUGCCGCCUAUCCCGCCCCGGUCAAAGUAGACCACCCAGACGCCUAUACAGGCAAGAUUGGGAGCGAAGCCAAACAGUGGCUUACCAGGAUGCUGGCCUGGACCCGGCUAAACUCACGCAUGUUUCCCACGGACCAAGAAGUCCUAUCCUUCCUUCUGAUGAACAUGAAGGAUUCCGCGGGAGCAUGGGCCCACCCUCACCUGGACCAGCUUGGGUCACACCGGGCAAUCAUCCAAACGGUUGAAGGGUUCAAAUCAGAGUUUCUGGCAGCGUUUGGCAACCCUGAUGCCACAAGGGCCGCCGAGCGGAAAAUCACCACCCUCACCCAGUCCGGCACCUGUGCGGACUAUAUCACAAAGUUCAGGACCUUAGCAAUGGAGCUGGACUGGAACGACGCGGCCCUUCAAGGCCAGUUUGCCCGAGGCCUCCACUGGGAGGUCAGCCGUCAAAUCGCAACCCGCGAGCAUCGCCCCCAAACCCUCCUCGAGCUGCAAAACGCAGCACUUGUCAUCAAUAACGCUCUCCGUGAAGAGCGUGCUAGCCAUCCGCCAAAGGAUAGUAAGCCUAGCAAACAGUCCAACCCCGCAAGGGGGACGAGUACCGGCCAGUUCAGCACCGGUUCAAAGAAACUCUCCGACAACCCUAACUUUGUGUCAGAGGAAGAACGAAAUCGCCGCCGCGCCGCUGGCGCCUGCAUCAAGUGUGGCAAAAUGGGCCACAAGUUCGCGGAAUGCCGCAUGGGUUGGAAAGCCACCCCCAUCGAGGAUAAGGGGAAGGCUAAGGAAGCCGCCAAGAUUGGCAAAGACUCUGAGUACCAAUCGGGAAAAGAAAAUAAACCCCUUUUCACAAUUCCAAUCAAACCAGAGAAGCAAGCGGAAAUACUAGAAGUCCUGAUAGAUUCAGGCGCUACCUCAUCAUUCCUCCACCCUUGCACAGCGGAACUACUCCGCCUCCCCUUGAUAGAUCUCCCACAACCCCGCAUUGUUACUAUGCUUGAUGGGUUGAGCCCACAGGCUGGCAAAAUUUGGAAAAAGGCCAAUCUAACCUUCCUAUUUGAUGGCAAGCGUAUGACAGAAACUUUCUUAAUCUGUAACACCGGAUCACACGCUGCCAUCCUAGGAAUCAAAUGGCUGGAAACCCAUAACCCUGAAAUCAACUGGAACCAACGUACCCUUUCCUUUCCCCAUGCGCAACCAGCACACGUAGCCAUCGCCAAAGAAGAGGAAGCAGACAAGAACCCCCUUGAAGGAGUACCCCCCAAGUACCAUCAAUAUGCCAAAGUAUUUGGGGAAGAAGAAUUCAACAAGCUUCCCCCUCAUUGGCACUACGAUAUUGGAAUCGAACUUACGGAAGAAGGCCCUUUGAACUCGCCCCUUUAUAGCAUGACCAACGCCAAAUCCGCCACGCUCAAGGAUUGGCUCAGGACAAGCUUAAGGCCGGAAAGAUCCGCCCCAGAUGGUUCCCGCCGAUUGGUUGUCGACUACCGUCGCCUUAAUAACCGGACCAAGAAGAAUGUUUACCCGUUACCCCGUCCUGAUGACUUGAUGGCCCAACUCCGCGGCGCCAAGGUCUUCACCAAACUGGACCUACAAUGGGGUUACAAUAACGUCCGGGUUAAAGAAGGUGACGAAUGGAAAACGGCCUUUCGCACUAAAUACGGCUUAUACGAGUCCCUGGUUAUGACCUUUGGUUUGACAAAUGCCCCCGCCGCUUUCCAGCACUUCAUGAACGAGUUGUUCAAGGACUUACUGGAUGUAUGCGUCAUCAUAUACUUAGAUGACAUCCUGAUUUACUCCAAGGAUGACGCAUCCCACACUCAGCAUGUUCAUGAGGUCCUACAGCGCUUACUGGAAAACCAAUUGUUUUGCAAGGCUUCAAAAUGCACAUUCCAUGUGACUUCCGUAGAAUACCUGGGAAUCAUUGUCUCGGAUAAAGGCUUUAGCCUGGACAAGCUCAAAAUCCAGGCGGUACAAGAGUGGCCAGUUCCAUCAAAAGUCAAAGAAGUCCAGUCAUUCCUAGGUUUUGCCAAUUUUCUUUGGAGGUUUGUUGCCAACUUCAGUCACAUAGCCCGACCCCUGCACAACCUAGUAAAAAAGGAUACACCCUGGAAAUGGGACACCGAGGAACAGGAGGCCUUCCAGAAUCUGAAGAAUGCUAUCACCAGUGCCCCAGUACUCUGCCAUGCCGACCCCACCAAACCUUACUUCCUAGAAACGGAUGCUUCCGGCGCAGCAUUAGGCUCCAUACUGAGCCAACGCCAGGAAGACGGUCGCUUACAUCCCCUGGGAUUCUUGUUGGAAUUGUUCAAAGGUGCCAAACAGAACUACGACACCCACGAUAAAGAACUCCUUGCAAUCAUCCGUUCCUUUGAAUAUUGGCGAAUCUUCCUGGAAGGAACAACCCACCCUAUCACAGUGUUCACCGACCACAGGAACCUUGAGUAUUGGAAAGAAUCCAGGACCUUCAACCGUCGUCAUGCCAGGUGGCACCUCUUGUUAGCAGGAUAUAAUUUCCAAAUAGUCUAUCGCCCUGGUAAACAGUCCGGCAAACCAGAUGCAUUAUCCCGCCGCGCCGACCACGCUGAUAUCCCACCUGCUGACCAAACCAUGCUUCCCGACCCUGUCUUCGCCAACGUUGCACUAGUCACACCGGAAAAGGAACUACAACGCCGCAUUGAGUCAAGCCUAGACCAAGAUGAGUCCCUGGAAGAGAUCCUACAGUUCCUACAGAACGAAUCCAAGGCCCCGCCCUCCAUUAAACGCGCGUUCAAAGACUAUGAGAUGGAGGCCGGCCUACUAUUUUACCAAGGACGGAUUGUGGUACCUGACGUAGGGACCCUACAAACGGACCUGCUGCGAAUCUUCCACGAUAGCCCAUUGGCUGGCCAUCCAGGCAGGCAGCGGACCCUAGAAUUGAUAUCCAGAAGUUACUACUGGCCCGGUAUCCGUGCUGACACAUACUGGCACGUGGAUUCAUGCAAAAUCUGCCAACGGAUCCAAAAACCUAAGUACGCGUCCAUCCCACCGCAACCCCUGGAACUACCAUCACGCCCUUGGCAACACGUAUCCUACGACAUGAUAGUGGAUCUACCAAAGGACAGAAGCAACGAUUCUAUACUGGUCAUUGUGGACAGCUUCACCAAAUAUGUUAUCCUGGUGGAGUGUUCCAAGAAGCUCAAAGCCCCGGAAUUGGCGGACCUAUUCUUGCACCAUGUGUGGAAACGUUACGGCAUGCCAGAAAAAACGGUAUCAGAUCAAGGACAAGUCUUUAAUAACAAAUUCCUAAAGGCUCUGUACCAACGCCUAGGGAUAGACCCCCAUUUUUCCUUGGCCUACCACCCUCAAAGCGACGGUCAAACGGAACGCGUGAACCCUACGGUCGAACACUUCCUAAGGGCUUACUCAGGGGUGAAUCAGAAAGAUUGGGUCAGAUGGCUACCAAUGGCGGAAUUUGCCUACAAUAACGCGGUACAUAGUUCAACAGGCAAAUCCCCGUUCAAGGCACUAUAUGGCUGGGAACCUUCCUUAACCCCGAGUAACGUCCCAACAGACGUCCCGGAGGCAGAUGACUUGGCGACGCAGAUGGAAUCUCAAUGGCGGGAAAUAGAGGCGGCACUCCGGCAAUCAAAGACACGCAUGAUAGCCGGAGAAACAGGAGAACCACUCAAAUUCGAAGUUGGGGAAGAGGCCUGGUUAGAUGCUAAGAAUGUGAAGCUAAAAACCCUGAGCCCCAAGCUAACGGAGCAACGCCUGGGCCCCUUCGAAGUAACUGAAAGGAUCUCCGAUCGCGCCUACCGCCUCAGACUCCCACCAACCAUGAGGAUCCACGACGUCUUUUACGUAGGACUACUGUCCAAAGUGAAGAGGGAUGACAAACGUGCUUUUGAGAACCGUCCCCCACCAGUCACCAUAGAUGGGGAAGAAGAAUACGAGGUUGAGGGAAUUACAGACAUGGAGGAAAGAAAUGGGAAAUGGUUUUUUAGGGUGAAAUGGAAGGGCUACGGAUCAGAGGAAAACACCUGGGAACCAAGGGAAAACCUCAAAAAUGCCGAAAAAAUCCUAAAAAAUUUUGAGAAGGAAAUGAAAAAGAAGGCCCUUGGCGCUGCCAAGGCCCUUAAAGGGGGGGCAGUGUCGUAG